Clupea harengus (Atlantic herring) is the source of this 1615-nucleotide messenger RNA. RefSeq names its product green-sensitive opsin-2-like. The record is from RefSeq and is a predicted model, not a curated record. Gene Ontology annotation, molecular function: G protein-coupled receptor activity. Gene Ontology annotation, cellular component: membrane. Gene Ontology annotation, biological process: G protein-coupled receptor signaling pathway; visual perception; phototransduction. Lineage: Eukaryota; Metazoa; Chordata; Actinopteri; Clupeiformes; Clupeidae.
CAAUUGCACUGGACCUGCACUUGACAGUGACCAAGAAACUUUAUCUCGUGACCACAUUUUUUGUGUUUUGAGAUCAUCUUGAGAAGAUGAACGGCACAGAGGGCAACAACUUCUACAUCCCCAUGUCCAACAGGACAGGGCUGGUGAGGAGUCCUUUUGAAUAUGAGCAGUACUACCUGGCUGAACCAUGGCAGUUCAAGAUGCUUGCUUUUUACAUGUUCAUACUUAUCAGUCUGGGAUUCCCCAUCAAUGGGGCGACACUGUUGGUGACAGUACUGCACAAAAAGCUUCGUCAGCCUCUCAACUUUAUUUUGGUCAACCUGGCUGUUGCUGGUAUGAUCAUGGUCUGCUUUGGAUUCACCAUCACCAUUACCUCAGCUCUUAAUGGCUACUUCGUCUUUGGAGCCACGGGUUGUGCUAUUGAAGGUUUCAUGGCUACUCUUGGAGGUCAAGUUGCCCUAUGGUCACUGGUUGUGCUGGCUGUUGAGAGAUAUGUUGUUGUCUGCAAGCCCAUGGGCAGCUUUAAGUUUGGUACUACCCAUGCUGGAGCCGGAGUGGCAUUCACAUGGGUCAUGGCUAUGUCAUGUGCCGCACCACCCCUCGUUGGCUGGUCAAGGUACAUCCCUGAGGGAAUGCAGUGUUCCUGUGGACCUGACUACUACACCCUGAGCCCUGGAUACAAUAACGAGUCAUAUGUGAUCUACAUGUUCACCUGUCAUUUCUGUGUCCCUGUCGUUACUAUCUUUUUCACCUAUGGAAGCCUUGUCCUCACAGUCAAAGCGGCUGCAGCCCAACAGCAGGACUCAGCCUCCACCCAGAAGGCAGAGAGGGAAGUGACACGUAUGUGCGUCCUGAUGGUUUGUGGCUUCCUGAUUGCUUGGACCCCCUAUGCCAGUUUUGCUGGCUGGAUCUUCAUGAAUAAGGGAUCUUCUUUCACUGCUCAGUCCAUGGCUAUUCCUGCCUUUUUCGCAAAGUCCUCAGCCUUGUUCAACCCCAUCAUCUAUGUGGUGCUUAACAAACAGUUCCGUAGCUGCAUGAUGCAGACAGUCUUUGGCAAAGCCCCUGAGGAUGAAGCAUCAGUGUCCGCAAGCAAGACAGAAGUGUCUUCAGUGGGUCCUGCAUAAGCAUCAUUCUUGCACCAAUUUACCUGUCAACAAGCUACAGUUGCCGAUGGCACAAACUCAAUUUUGGUUGCUCUCUAAAUGUUAUCUGGUGUUUCUGGAUGAAAAUAAUAAUACUGGAAAAAAUAAUUCAGAUUUGGUUGGAAAUAAUUAAUGGAUUAAAAUAUCCAUCAUGUCUACAUGUAAAUACCCUUACUUUGUACAAAGAGCAUUAAACUUGCAGUAUUGCACUGCAAUAAACACAAUGUAACAUGGUAUAUGAACUGUCUGGUACAACUGACAAAUACUUUGUGAUGAUAGUGUUUGUAUUUGACAUUUUAACACCUUUGAAUGAUUGUUUAUCACUGAAUGGAUUGUGAGGUUUUAUUUUUAUGUUGCUUAACUGCUAACAAAUAUUUUGUUAGUGUGACUGUUUUAUUUUUUGUGUAUGUACAGUAUUUUAUAAAGCAAAGAAAAAGCAAAAAACAAAAACAACUUCUAGUGAAAUAAAUGAC